Micromonas pusilla CCMP1545 is the source of this 1227-nucleotide messenger RNA. RefSeq lists its product as uncharacterized. NCBI's taxonomy places the organism in Eukaryota, Viridiplantae, Chlorophyta, Mamiellophyceae, Mamiellales, Mamiellaceae. Gene Ontology annotation, molecular function: protein binding. The transcript has a single exon. The coding region runs from base 1 to 1227 and encodes 408 amino acids. The record is from RefSeq and is a predicted model, not a curated record.
AUGCCUCUUAAGGCUCACGAGAUCAAUAAGCGGAUCAAGAGGGCCAAGCGCGGGUGCGCGGAGUCCGCAUGGGCCCUGUACGAGCACUUCGAAGUCGAGUUCCCCAGAGAAGCGUUUGACGACCCGGAGCGAAAGUCGUAUCUAGAGCUCGCCGCCGACAACGGACACGUCCACGCGCAAUCGAUUGUGAGUGAGUUCCGCUUCCGUGAGGGUAUUCUGGGUGUGUCCGUUACGAAUGUUCCUCUGUCCGCGGAGCAAAGCGAAUCGAAGGUGAAGGAGGCGGUCGCUUGGUGUCUGAAGGUGGUAAACAACGAACGUGAGUUCGGGGAAGACGAGAAGGGUUUCAAGCUCUCAGCCUCUCACAGGCUGGGGAUAAUCUACUCCCAGGGCUUGGGAGGCGUGGAGCAAAACCUCGAGACUGCGUUUAAGUGGUUCAAGAAGGGGAUGUGUACGGACGGAGACUACUUGACUGUGGACGUACAGAACAACUGCCAGCUCGCCCGCAUGUAUUGGGACGGCGAGGGUUGCGAAAAAGACGUCGUCGCCGCGGAGCGUCACUGGGUCCAAGCCGUGGAAACGUUCGACUAUAUGAAAGAUGAUUUAGGUAAGGUCGGCAGCUUAACAGCGGUGCCCAUUACUGAAGCUCACGAAGACUCCAAGGAGAGGCUCGCGCAGCUCCGCGCGUCGAAGACGAUCCUCAUCAACGCCAUCAACCGCGAAUCCGACCUUCGAUACGCCGCCGACGAACUCGAGGCGUUCGUGAACGCGACGUGCGAAGAUCACACCGCGAGGGACACCCUGCAUCACGUCGCGCGGUGCGUCAUGCACGGCCGGUGCGGCCUGAAGAAGAACCUCAGGCUCGCGAAGGACCUCAUGAAAGCGUGCGUCCGGAACGACCCGUCGAACGAAGACGCGGAGAAAGAUCUGGAGUCGAUGCGUCGGUGCGUGACGUGCGGCACGCAUUCGCGGCGCACGUGCGAGCUGUGCAUGGGCCCGAACUACUGCUGCAAAGACUGCCAGCGGCACGACUGGAAGGUGGGCAGGGGCGGGGACGGGGACGGGGACGAUCGCCACGAGCUGACGUGCCCGAGGCACAUCACCGCGAUGCCCCCGAGCGCGUUCGCGGUGAACCGAACGGAGUCGAGGACGGGGGGCGGCGGGAACAUCGCGCGGCGGUUACCGGGCGCGCGGCUGUCCGACCUGUUCGAAGCGGAGUACAACGAGUGA